Oikopleura dioica is the source of this 282-nucleotide messenger RNA. NCBI's taxonomy places the organism in Eukaryota, Metazoa, Chordata, Appendicularia, Copelata, Oikopleuridae. The record is from the annotation of a GenBank genome assembly.
AUGUUUACGACGUGUGUGCUCACCUGUUCCGCGAUUCUGUACAAGGAGUGGCAGGGAAUGUCGAUUAUGGACAUUGUUGGAACCCUGGCUGGAUUCGGAGUCAUCAUUAUAGGCACGCUCGAACUCAAAAUGUUUGGAAGGCUGAAAGACGAAGUGAAUGAUUACGGGGACGAGCUGCCCAGUGCGGAUGCUCAGAUCACCGAGUUUUUUGACACAAGGGUGACCACCAAGGCCUCUGUCCGGGACUUUGAGUCUGCCUGCACUAACGCCAGCCAAGUGUAA